GGAGCACGGCGACAAAUGCGACUCCCGAACAUCCCGGAGGCAACGACGGGAGAAAGCCACCCCUUGAAUGAUUAUUUCAGCAUCCAUCGCGGGGAGAGACCAGGCUCCUUUCCCGGUCCCUCCGUUAACCUAAUAUCGUGCAUCUUGCAAUCGAUAGCUCUCGGCUUGGCAUCACGACCGAGAGGAGGUCGUCAGUUAGGUCACUCAGCUCCUCACUCCUCGUCAAACGUUCCGUGCGGAGUGUCUCACGCGUGUCACGUCAGUUCUCUAAUCUCAGUAAGGCUCUUCACGUCGACAAGCAGUUGCGUCAAAAUGCCAAUAAAAAGCAUCAAGGCUCGUCAGAUCUUCGACUCCCGUGGAAACCCCACAGUAGAGGUCGAUCUUGUCACCGAUCUUGGACUCUUCCGCGCAGCAGUACCAUCCGGCGCGUCUACUGGCGUUCACGAAGCCCUGGAAUUGAGGGACGACGAUAAGUCAAAGUAUCAUGGAAAGUCCGUUUUUAAAGCUAUUGAAAACAUCAACUCUAUCAUUGCUCCUGAAUUGUUAAAGGCCAACUUGGAGGCUACGCAGCAAACGGAGAUCGAUAACUUCAUGCUGAAGCUGGACGGCACGCCGAAUAAAUCCAAAUUUGGAGCGAAUGCAAUUUUGGGUGUCUCUUUAGCAGUUUGCAAAGCUGGUGCUCAGAAAAAAGGCUUACCUUUAUACAAAUACAUUGCUGAGUUGGCUGGCAAUAAUGACAUUGUCUUGCCAGUGCCAGCAUUCAAUGUUAUUAAUGGCGGUUCUCAUGCUGGCAACAAGCUGGCUAUGCAAGAGUUCAUGAUCUUGCCUACAGGCGCAUCCAAUUUCACAGAAGCGAUGAAAAUGGGCAGUGAAGUCUACCACCACCUGAAGGCAGGAAUCAAGAAGAAGUUCGGUCUCGACGCCACAGCGGUCGGCGACGAGGGCGGCUUUGCACCGAACAUCUUGGAAAACAAGGAAGCCCUUAAUUUGAUCAUAAACGCCAUUAAGACCGCUGGUUACGAAGGAAAGAUCAAAAUCGGCAUGGACGUAGCCGCCUCCGAGUUCCACAAAAACGGGAAGUACGACUUGGAUUUUAAGAACGAGAAAUCUGAUCCGAGCACGUAUCUGGAACCAGAAGCGCUGAAGAACUUAUACUUGGAGUUUGUCAAAGAAUUCCCGAUCGUAUCGAUUGAGGAUCCCUUCGAUCAGGACGGCUGGGAUUCUUGGACGUCCAUGACCGCUGCCACCCCCAUUCAAAUUGUCGGUGACGAUCUUACCGUCACGAAUCCCGAGAGAAUCAAGACGGCUAUUGAGAAGAAAGCCUGCAACUGUCUGCUGUUAAAAGUCAAUCAAAUCGGUAGCGUGACCGAGUCUAUCAACGCUCAUAAUCUCGCCAAGAGUAACGGUUGGGGUACCAUGGUCUCUCAUCGUUCUGGAGAGACGGAAGAUACGUUUAUCGCCGACUUGGUCGUUGGUCUCUCGACAGGCCAAAUUAAGACGGGCGCGCCCUGCCGCUCGGAACGCUUGGCCAAGUAUAAUCAGAUUUUACGUAUCGAGGAGGAGCUUGGCGCGGCCGCGAAAUAUGCCGGAGAGAAGUUCCGCAAUCCUCACGCUUAAAUGAUGUUAUAAUUACCAGUGCAUUAUCGCUAAAUUUGAGCAGUUCGUGAUAUUAUAUGAAUCAAUUGUUCAUUUUUGUGAUCAUACUAGAUGCAGCGUAGUUUGAAGUCAUCCUUAACUCAGAUAAACGAUAUUCAUGAUAAACGAUGAUACGCAUCAUGAACAAUAAUCGCGAUUAUGUCAAAUACGACGCAGUUAUUAUUCUAGGAAUUCAGGGAACGAAGACUACAGAGAGUAAAAUUGUAAAACGUGCAUCAUUAUAAUUUUCCCUCUUUUUUUUUUUUAGUAAUUUAUUCAGGCCAAUUUUCAUUUUUAUUUUUACGAGAUUAUAAUGUUAUGAAUAAUUAAUGAUUCUGUCAACUGUACGUUUAGAACUCUACAAAUAAUAUAUUGGAGGGAAAUGUAUCGGAAAGCGAAUAUAUACACGUCAAAGAAGUAUAUUCAUAAAUAUACAAAAAGUGUAUAGUAAUUAUAGACAUGUCUAUACAUGUACGAAGAGAAAGACAGUUGAGAGGAUAAUAAAGUUUUAUUCCAGUGUCAAUGUGUGUUCAAACAUAUACAAGAAUGAUUACAGUAAACUUUAUCUCCAAAACCAUAUCUGUAAAAACACAUCUAAUAAAGUUCAAA
Messenger RNA from Vollenhovia emeryi, 2244 nucleotides. It is a transcript of the gene Eno, whose product is annotated as enolase. Gene Ontology annotation, biological process: glycolytic process. Gene Ontology annotation, molecular function: phosphopyruvate hydratase activity; magnesium ion binding. The record is from RefSeq and is a predicted model, not a curated record. The coding region runs from base 16 to 1617 and encodes 533 amino acids. NCBI's taxonomy places the organism in Eukaryota, Metazoa, Arthropoda, Insecta, Hymenoptera, Formicidae. The transcript is spliced from 7 exons. Gene Ontology annotation, cellular component: phosphopyruvate hydratase complex.